UAAUCAUAAUGGGUUGUUUCAAUCAUCACCAUAAACGCGUCUUCAACCUUCCACAAAUUUCAUCUCUUUCUCAACUCAAACAGAAAUUUCUGAAACCGUAAACAAAUUAAGGGAAGAAAAGGUUGGAAAAGAGUAGCCAUAAUCAAAUCACUGCCCACCUUGGAUCUUUCAAACCGUACACGUGCCCUAACAAACCCCUAUUUUCCUCUGCCCCUUCAAAACCGACUCCCUCCAUUCUUGUUGAUCUUCACACACCCGUUUCCAUCGCCCCCUUUUCACCUUUUUUCUCGUGUUUCUCCCCGCCAUUGUUGAUGGGUCGCUCUUGUUUUGCUUCUUCCUGAAUACCCACUUCCUGUUUUUUGCAAACUUUUCCAGUUCUAACUCGUUUUUGUGUUUGCAGCCUUGCAUGGAGCUUGCGUUUUCCAUGAGAGUCUGAGAAAUUCGCUGAGAGUUUAGGUUGUGUAGAAAUGUCGAUUUCUUCGUCGAAUCCGACCCGGAAUGGGAGUGUUAAAAACAACGAUAUGUUACACAAUGUUAAUGAGAUUGAAGAAAAGAGUUUAGGUUGUCUAGAAAUGUCGAUUUCUUCGUCGAAUCCGACCCAGAAUGGGAGUGUUAAAAACAACGAUACGUUACACAAUAAUAGUCAGAUUGAAGAAAGUGAGUUUUCCAAGCUAUUGGAUAGGCCAAGGCCAUUGAACAUGGAGAGACAGAGAUCAUUUGAUGAAAGAUCGCUUGCGGACUUGGCGAUUGGUUUCUCCCCACGCUUAUCUUCGAGAGUUUCUUCGGAGAACUUUACUCGAUUGAUAGACAAUUAUGAUCAAACUCCAUCUCCUGGUAGAAGAUCGGAUUUCAAUACUCCAAGAUCCCAGAUUGGAUUCGAGCAGCAUCCUAUGGUGGCCGAAGCUUGGGAUGCUUUGAGGCGUUCGUUGGUCCAUUUUCGUGGCCAACCAGUUGGUACUAUUGCUGCUUUGGACAGUACUGAAGAAAAUCUUAAUUAUGAUCAAGUGUUCGUGAGAGACUUUGUCCCAAGCGCAUUUGCUUUUCUAAUGAAUGGGGAGCCUGAGAUUGUAAAAAACUUCAUUUUAAAGACGCUACGGCUUCAGUCGUGGGAGAAAAAGAUCGACAGGUUCCAGCUUGGAGAAGGGGUGAUGCCUGCUAGUUUCAAAGUACUUCAUGAUCCAGUGAGGAAUUCUGAAACUUUAAUUGCAGAUUUUGGAGAGAGUGCAAUAGGAAGAGUUGCUCCAGUUGACUCCGGAUUCUGGUGGAUUAUAUUGCUACGAGCAUACACAAAGUCCACUGGUGACUCUUCCUUGGCUGAACUACCAGAAUGUCAAAAGGGAAUGCGCCUUAUUUUGAGUCUCUGUCUUUCCGAAGGGUUCGACACGUUCCCUACUCUUCUCUGUGCCGAUGGAUGCUGCAUGAUUGAUAGACGAAUGGGUGUAUAUGGCUACCCAAUUGAAAUUCAAGCUCUUUUCUUUAUGGCUUUAAGGUGUGCUUUGCUUUUGCUAAAGCACGACCACGAGGGGAAGGACUUUAUCGAAAGAAUAACAAAACGACUUCUUGCUUUGAGCUAUCACAUGAGAACUUACUUUUGGCUAGACCUAAAGCAACUAAACGAUAUAUAUCGAUAUAAAACUGAAGAAUACUCUCACACUGCUUUGAACAAGUUCAACGUAAUACCCGAUUCUCUUCCCGAAUGGAUUUUCGACUUCAUGCCAAUUCAUGGCGGUUACUUUAUUGGAAAUGUCAGCCCUGCAAGAAUGGACUUCCGCUGGUUUUGCUUGGGCAACUGCAUUGCAAUUCUUUCUGCCUUGGCAACUCCAGAACAGUCCACUGCUAUUAUGGACCUUAUUGAAUCACGGUGGGAAGAACUGGUCGGAGAAAUGCCGCUAAAGGUUUGUUACCCUGCCAUUGAAAGCCAUGAGUGGCGGAUUAUAACCGGGUGUGAUCCAAAAAAUACGAGAUGGAGUUACCACAAUGGUGGUUCUUGGCCAGUUCUCCUAUGGCUUCUAACAGCUGCAUGUAUCAAAACCGGGCGACCCCAGAUUGCAAGACGUGCAAUCGAACUAGCUGAAACCAGGCUACUGAAGGACAGCUGGCCUGAAUAUUACGACGGGAAACUCGGCCGAUACAUCGGGAAACAGGCAAGGAAGUUUCAGACGUGGUCGAUUGCAGGUUAUUUAGUAGCGAAGAUGAUGCUGGAAGACCCGUCGCAUGCAGGCAUGGUGUCUCUGGAGGAAGACAGGCAGAUGAAGCCAUUAAUGAAAAGGUCACAUUCAUGGACUUGUUAGCG
Messenger RNA from Cucurbita maxima (winter squash), 2293 nucleotides. Its product is annotated as probable alkaline/neutral invertase B. Gene Ontology annotation, biological process: sucrose catabolic process. The transcript is spliced from 6 exons. Bases 468 to 2291 code for a protein of 607 amino acids. NCBI's taxonomy places the organism in Eukaryota, Viridiplantae, Streptophyta, Magnoliopsida, Cucurbitales, Cucurbitaceae. The record is from RefSeq and is a predicted model, not a curated record. Gene Ontology annotation, molecular function: endo-alpha-N-acetylgalactosaminidase activity; sucrose alpha-glucosidase activity.